This is a messenger RNA of Folsomia candida, 907 nucleotides long. Its product is annotated as histidine-rich glycoprotein. NCBI's taxonomy places the organism in Eukaryota, Metazoa, Arthropoda, Collembola, Entomobryomorpha, Isotomidae. Bases 115 to 822 code for a protein of 235 amino acids. The record is from RefSeq and is a predicted model, not a curated record. The transcript is spliced from 3 exons.
UCAGUUAGUCAGUCUCGUUCUUCUCUCCACUUUGGUGGAGGCAGAUUUUCAUUAAAGUUGGUAAAAAUUUUGUGUGAAUUUUAGAAAUUAAAAUUUUACAAUUUUAGUUCAAAAAUGAAAACGCAUAAUUUAGCCGUGUUGAUAUUUCUUGUAGGAAUCAAUUUCUCUGGGGCAUACAGAAUAUUGAAGAUUUCAUGGGGCUGGCCAGAACAUGAAGUAGAUCAUCAUCAUCAUCACGACGAUCACCAUGACGAUCACGAUGAUCAUCACCACCACCACCACCCUCCCCCUGGACAUCACCACCAUCAUCACCACGAUAAAGGUCACCACCACCACCACCAUCAUAAGGGGCCACAUCAUCAUCACCAUCCCAAAGGGCACCACCACCACCACCACGCCAAGGGUCACCAUCACGGCUGGGGCAAAGGUUGGAGUAAACCCAAGCAAAAAGUAAUUCAUAGGGAGCACAUUCAUAAAAUCCACACGCAUGUUCAUCACAUUCACAAGCACAACCUGUACAAGCACACGAUCCACAAGCACAACCAGCACAAACACAUCCUGAACAUUGUCAAGGCUCCGGAGCAAAUCGUGCACUCGUACAAUCAAGAGGUCGUCAAAGUGGUCCCGACCGAGGAGGAGGUCGUCAAGAAGAUCCCCGUCCACCACGAGCAGUACCAAGUUUUUACCACGGAGGAACAAGCAGCCCCACAGGUUAUCGACCAUGGACACAAGCAUUCGCAUUAUGACGGGACGAUACAAGCCGCCGUGGUUGGAGGGGGGUGGGCCCCCGAGGAGGUCGAGUAUGCGGGGUGGAGCAGUUAAAUAUGUAAAUAAUUGUGUAUGUAAAUUAGUUGUUAAAAUGUGCGGCAAGGAAAUAAACUACUUACCUUACAAAAUACAAGAUUAA